AUGGACCCCCGCUACAAAGACAGAGUGCAGGUGUUGAACUCUGCCUCUCUUGGAAACAUGUCUCUACUGCUCUUUAAUCUCACUAAGUCUGAUGAAGGAGCAUACAGGUGUGAAGAUGGUGACCAAAAACAUAAAGACAUCCGACUCUCUGUGAAAGGCUGUUCUCUGUCUAACUCUGGACCCAUGGAGGUCACUGGAUACACUGGAGGUUCAGUCACCCUGCCCUGCUCCUGCAGUGACACUCAGGCAGCACCUCAAAAAAUCCAGUGGUUUGUUUUUAAUAAUGACUGGAAGUCCAUAUUUCCACCAAAAUCUCCCAAUAUGAACCCCCACUACAGAGACAGAGUGCAGGUGUUGAACUCUGCCUCUCCUGGAAACAUGUCUCUCCUGCUCUCCAAUCUCACUGAGUCUGAUACAGGAACAUACAGGUGUGAAGCUGGUGACCAUAAAUUCACUGACAUCCGACUCUCUGUGAAAGGCUGUUCUCUGUCUGACUCUGGACGCGUAGAAGAGGUCACUGGAUACACUGGAGGUUUAGUCAUCCUGCCCUGCUCCUGCAGUGAAACUCAGGCAAAACCUGACAAUAUCAAAUGGACAUUUUUUAAUAAUGACCAAGCUGUCAUAUUUCCACCAAAAUCUCCCAAUACGAACCCCCGCUACAAAGACAGAGUGCAGGUGUUGAACUCUGCCUCUCCUGGAAACAUGUCUCUCCUGCUCUCUCAUCUCACUAAGUCUGAUGAAGGAAUAUACAGGUGUGAAGCAGGUGACCGAAAAUACAAAGACAUCCAACUGUACAUGAAAGAUAAAAAGCUACCUACAACAGUGAUGAUGGUCACAACAAAACACUCCUCAGUGCAGCCUUUCCCUGGCAGCGUGACAACCAGCAAGUAUUAUCCCACAACCUCUACACAGGGCAACAAGGCAGCCCUUUCGUAUGUGGCUGCUGCUGCUGUUGCCGUGGUGGCAGUGCUUGUAGCAGGUGUGGUGGUCGGCUCCCCCCAGGGCUUGGAGCCCGGUGGGUACUACCACUCUACCGAGACCCUUUUGUUCGCCCCUGAAACCGCAUUUUCGCCCGGGCCCCGGCCGUUUAAGUGCGCCAGGUCCCCUCCGCUCGUGCGCUUCCCCGGCAUCGCCUGA
Megalops cyprinoides (Indo-Pacific tarpon) is the source of this 1137-nucleotide messenger RNA. Its product is annotated as cell surface A33 antigen-like. Gene Ontology annotation, cellular component: external side of plasma membrane. The transcript has 5 exons. The record is from RefSeq and is a predicted model, not a curated record. NCBI's taxonomy places the organism in Eukaryota, Metazoa, Chordata, Actinopteri, Elopiformes, Megalopidae. Gene Ontology annotation, biological process: cell surface receptor signaling pathway; positive regulation of T cell proliferation; negative regulation of T cell proliferation. The coding region runs from base 1 to 1137 and encodes 378 amino acids.